Messenger RNA from Acanthoscelides obtectus, 2292 nucleotides. Lineage: Eukaryota; Metazoa; Arthropoda; Insecta; Coleoptera; Chrysomelidae. The record is from the annotation of a GenBank genome assembly.
AUGCCACAAUAUUUGCAUAUGGCCAAACAUCUUCUGGCAAAACACACCAUUUUGGGCAAUAAAACAGAUCCUGGGCUUUUCCAAUUAGUAUCCAAUCAGUUAUUCCAGCAUGUGGCAGACCAGGUUGAUAAGAGGUACUUGAUUAGAUGCAGUUAUAUUGAAAUCUACAAUGAAAAGAUCAAUGACCUCCUGGAUAAGAGCAAUCAGGGUUUAACUAUAAGAGAAGAUAUCAAAGGAAAUGUGCUGCUUGAUGCAAGGGAAGCUGUCGUAGACAAUGUUGAUAAAGUUAUGGAGAACAUGAUGCAGGGCAAUAAGAUCAGACGAGUUGCAGCUACUCGCAUGAAUGAGAGGUCAUCUCGAUCACACACGAUUUUCCGGAUUAUUCUGGAGUCGAAAGAUGCCAAUCAGAAAGAUGGACCUGUACAUAUAAGCUACCUUAACUUAAUGGACUUAGCUGGUUCUGAGAGAGUUUCUCUGACGAAAGCUGCUGGUGAGCGUCUUAAAGAGGGGGCUAACAUAAACAAAUCUUUGUCAGUAUUAGGAAAUGUGAUAAGGCAACUAAGCGAGGGGAAGGAGUUUAUCAGUUAUCGCGAUUCGAAAUUGACUAGACUGCUCUCACAGGCUCUUGGCGGAAAUGUGCUGCUUGAUGCAAGGGAAGCUGUCGUAGACAAUGUUGAUAAAGUUAUGGAGAACAUGAUGCAGGGCAAUAAGAUCAGACGAGUUGCAGCUACUCGCAUGAAUGAGAGGUCAUCUCGAUCACACACGAUUUUCCGGAUUAUUCUGGAGUCGAAAGAUGCCAAUCAGAAAGAUGGACCUGUACAUAUAAGCUACCUUAACUUAAUGGACUUAGCUGGUUCUGAGAGAGUUUCUCUGACGAAAGCUGCUGGUGAGCGUCUUAAAGAGGGGGCUAACAUAAACAAAUCUUUGUCAGUAUUAGGAAAUGUGAUAAGGCAACUAAGCGAGGGGAAGGAGUUUAUCAGUUAUCGCGAUUCGAAAUUGACUAGACUGCUCUCACAGGCUCUUGGCGAUGUAUAUGGAUCUGUAGUAAAACCUUUAGUCGAUUCCUUCAUGGAAGGUUUCAAUGCCACAAUAUUUGCAUAUGGCCAAACAUCUUCUGGCAAAACACACACCAUUUUGGGCAAUAAAACAGAUCCUGGGCUUUUCCAAUUAGUAUCCAAUCAGUUAUUCCAGCAUGUGGCAGACCAGGUUGAUAAGAGGUACUUGAUUAGAUGCAGUUAUAUUGAAAUCUACAAUGAAAAGAUCAAUGACCUCCUGGAUAAGAGCAAUCAGGGUUUAACUAUAAGAGAAGAUAUCAAAGGAAAUGUGCUGCUUGAUGCAAGGGAAGCUGUCGUAGACAAUGUUGAUAAAGUUAUGGAGAACAUGAUGCAGGGCAAUAAGAUCAGACGAGUUGCAGCUACUCGCAUGAAUGAGAGGUCAUCUCGAUCACACACGAUUUUCCGGAUUAUUCUGGAGUCGAAAGAUGCCAAUCAGAAAGAUGGACCUGUACAUAUAAGCUACCUUAACUUAAUGGACUUAGCUGGUUCUGAGAGAGUUUCUCUGACGAAAGCUGCUGGUGAGCGUCUUAAAGAGGGGGCUAACAUAAACAAAUCUUUGUCAGUAUUAGGAAAUGUGAUAAGGCAACUAAGCGAGGGGAAGGAGUUUAUCAGUUAUCGCGAUUCGAAAUUGACUAGACUGCUCUCACAGGCUCUUGGCGGUAAUGCCAAAUCAUUGAUUAUCGGGAAUGUUACUUUAGCUGCAGAGGAGGAGACUAGAUCUACACCAGAAUUCGCCCAAAGCACUAAAACUGUCAAAAAUAAAACGAAAGUAAACAUCUUGUCAGCUACAGAAGAGACACUUCAAGGAUAUCAGAACUUGACUCGCGAUCUCGAAACUCGGCUCAAAAAGCAGGCAAUUAAGCUAAAAGAGAUGGAUAAAAGCAAACAAGAGUAUCUGCUCGAGAUAGAAAGACUAAAAACGGAAGUAUCUAUUGUCGGGCGCUUUCAAAUGGGAGCCUCGGCAUCAACACCGAAAAAAACAUUAAGACGUCAUACUUUUGGACACUAUGGCAACGUAUCACCUAAAAAAGCAUCCCUAGGGUAUAUGCCAUUGAAAAAUUAUCCACCCAAAGAAGAAUCAUCCGGACGUGAAAUGAGGCCUAUUCAAGAAGAGACAUAUGAGGAGGCACUAGCCGAAGCAGAAUCUGUGAUAGCUGAAGACGUGCAAGUGUACUUAAAAGACAACUCAAAGAACUGGAAGAAUCUUUCAAUGAGCUUAGAGAAUUCACUAAACUAG